UUGGGAGAGACGGUGAGCGGUAGAUUGAGUGUGAGUCGCUGGAGUCGCAUAUUAAAUCGCAGACUUUGCUGCUCACCAGAGGACCGCCGCUUGACGUCCAGCCCCCAGUUUCACGCCGGCGCACGUUUUUGACCUGCAGCCACAGGUUGACCGAUUUAAUCCAGUCAAUGUGGAUUAUUCCUCAUCAUCUCCUGUCGAUUGGCACUGACUGGAAUCAGAAUGGGCGACGUCGACACAUCGCCGCUGAUAGAGAAGGAAAGAAACUGACCGUAUCAAUUGAGCAGAGAGGGAGGCAACAUCUGUGGGAAGCGACGCGCAGUUUCCAGAGACGGGCGAGGAGGACCUGUGGAGGACCUAUAUGAAGGGAGACGAAGCGAAAGGAUGAUGGGGUGGCGUGACAACAUGAAAAAGAAAAAGUGCGGUGGUCUGUUUUCAUCCAGCCAGUGAUUCAACACAACUAACCUGGGGGACAGGGACUGAGAGAGAAGAGGUUGGAGACAGGUGCGUGGCCAAAGCCGUGACCAUGGAGCCUCCCCCUUCUCUGAGCCUGGCUCUGCUCGGAGGCAGCGAGGACGAGGACCAACGGUUUCUUCUUCCCCUGGGCAGUAUGUCCCAUCCUUCUACCGCUGGCACCCAGCCAGGAUCAAACCACUCCAACCACAUGGGAGGAUCAAGUCUCGACCGUCUAAAUGGCAGCACCCCAUCCCCAUCACCUGCCACGCCCAACUUGCCUCCGGCAUCGCUCCCCAAGCUGCCCUUGUCCUCCGGAGCCCAGCCCCUGCCGCCACCCAUCCCCAACGCCCUGCACCCUACCAGCACCCCACUCUCCUCCUGCCUUGGCUCACAGCACAGCCUGAGUGGAGACAACUCUCCGGUUUACAACGCCCUCUUUUACUCCUCCCACUCGCCCUCCAUGGAGCGGGAGAGGGACAGGGACCGUGAUAGGGACAGAGACAGAGAGAGGGGCUGCAAACACAGACAGGCGAGCCCCCUGGUCCACCGUAGGGACAGUAACCCCUUUACGGAGAUCGCCAUGAGCUCCUGUAAGUACACCGGCGGGGUCAUGAAGCCCCUGAGCCGCCUCAGCGCCUCCCGCAGAAACCUCAUUGAAUCGGACAGCAGCAGCGAAACCAAAGAGGGUGGCGUUUCGGCUGUUGCUGGGGCAACGGCUGCUGGGGGACACGACCGUCAGCGGGAAGCCCCUCCUACCUGCUCGGUGACCCAGUCCUCCACCCAUCAACCCCCGCUCCAGAGUCCCCCAGAGAUCGUGAUUUCAUCCAAAGAAGACUCGCCGUACCCCCGAGGGUAUGACAUCACUGACUCCACAUCCAACCAGAUGUCCAUCUAUCACCAGAACCACGCACUAGUGGAGAGCAGGCGGGCGCAGCCAGGCAGGGGCAGCAGGCAGGGAGGGGUUGGGGCGGUGGGCACCGGGGCCAGGGGCAGCACCUCCAAGGCUCACAAGCGAAAGAACCAAAACAUUGGCUAUAAACUGGGGCACCGCAGGGCACUGUUUGAGAAGAGGAAGAGGCUGAGUGACUAUGCGCUCAUCUUUGGAAUGUUUGGCAUCGUCGUCAUGGUGAUUGAGACGGAGCUGUCCUGGGGCGUGUACACCAAGAGCUCCAUGUAUUCUCUGGCACUGAAGUGUCUGAUCAGCCUGUCCACUGUCAUCCUGCUGGGGCUCAUCAUAGCCUACCAUGCUCGGGAAGUUCAGCUGUUCGUCAUCGACAACGGAGCCGACGACUGGCGCAUCGCCAUGACGAUGGAGCGGGUUCUGCUGAUCGCCCUGGAGCUGCUGGUGUCGGCGGUGCACCCGGUGCCUGGGGACUUUAAGUUUCAGUGGCGGGCACGGCUGGCCUUCUCAUAUGCACCGUCGCAGGCCGAGGCUGACCUGGACAUGGUGCUGAGUGUGCCCAUGUUCCUGCGCCUCUACCUCAUCGCCAGAGUCAUGCUCCUGCACAGCAAACUCUUCACAGACGCCUCCUCCAGGAGUAUAGGUGCCCUCAAUAAGGUCCAUUUUAACACACGGUUUGUAAUGAAAACACUCAUGACUAUCUGCCCCGGGACGGUGCUGCUGGUCUUCAGCAUCUCUCUGUGGAUCAUCGCUGCCUGGACCGUACGAGUUUGUGAGAGGUAUCACGAUGCCCAGGACGUGACCAGUAACUUCCUGGGAGCCAUGUGGCUUAUCUCCAUCACUUUCUUGUCCAUUGGCUACGGAGACAUGGUUCCUCACACUUACUGUGGCAAAGGAGUCUGUCUGCUCACAGGCAUCAUGGGUGCUGGCUGUACAGCUCUGGUGGUUGCCGUGGUAGCCAGGAAGCUGGAACUGACCAAGGCCGAGAAACACGUACACAACUUCAUGAUGGACACGCAACUCACCAAGAGGAUAAAGAAUGCAGCGGCUAACGUGCUGCGGGAGACCUGGCUCAUCUACAAACACACCAAGCUGAUGAAGAAGAUCGACCACUCCAGAGUCCGCAAACACCAGCGGAAGUUCCUCCAGGCCAUACACCAAUUACGCAGUGUGAAAAUGGAGCAGAGGAAACUCAGCGAUCAGGCCAAUACACUAGUGGACCUCUCAAAGAUGCAGAGUGUCAUGUAUGAGCUCAUGUCGGAGCUAAACGAUCGCAGCGAGGAUUUGGAGCGCCAAAUGCUGUCACUGGAGCAGCGGGUGGAGCAGCUGACCGCUGGCUUCAACGCGCUGCCCGCGCACCUCUCUGCAACCCUCAGCGCCCAGCACGCUGCCCUGGUUCACCUGCUCCGAGAGAGGGAUGCGAGGGAUGGUCGAGGAGGAGGAGGAGGAGGAGGAGGAGGAGGAGGAGGAGGAGGAGGUGGAGGUGCUGUGGUCCCGCUGUCCCCCGCUGCUUCUUUGUCCACAGCGCCAGCUUCAGUUUCUCCCAUCCAGGUCACGCCUCCCGCACCACCCCCAGCACAGGUCUCUACGUUGGCCUUGGAGUCCCCUCUGUCGCCCCCGCCCCUGAGUCCAGACGGGAGCCUGGAGACCAACCCCAGCCCUAACACCUGCACCUCUAGCUGCUGAGGACAGCUCCGAGGCCUAGGAAGGAACGGACAUGAGAACUAAACAGUGAGAGAGGCGGGGAGGGCUGCGCUAGUCCUUUCUCUUCAGACUAAAUGAGAGAAAAGGGGGGAGGAUGAGAGAGAUGUGCGGUGAUCCUCUGUGAAACUAACGCUCCGUGAGGGAAGGAUGAAGACGGGACUAUGAGGAGAAAUAAUGGGAUUAAGAUGGAGGGCCAGCAUGAGUGAUGAGACAUGUAAGGGACUUUGGGGCGCUUUCCUUGACUAAGGAAGGAUAAGAAAAAUGGAGAUAAAAUGGAGACUCUAAAAAGUGUGAGGGGGUGGAAGGGCGUCAAGAGGAUGAGAAAUGGCGGUAGAGAGAAAGAGGAGGGGGAAGGAGAGGGGAGGAGAAAUAACGAGGAAUAAUUAUAUGAACUCCUAAAUGGAAUCCACUCCAAUUAUCGAAAAAGGCCUUUUAUUCUCUUUAUCUCUCUAUCUUCUCUUUCUCUCCCUCUUUCCUUCCCCGGCUCCAAAUCUCUCACUUCCUUCAUCAGGAAUUAAUGACCAUGACUUUUUAUCCUUAUGAUGUAUUUUCUAUCUGAAUGCUAAUUGUGUGUUAACGAGCAUCCCUUUAACAGAAGGUUCGAUCAAUACGACAAUGAGGAAAAAAAAACAACAAAAACAACAAAAAAAAAAACAGCGGCAUGCACCGCACACGCAAACACACAAAUUAUAUCCACACAUCAUCCACGCGACACAACACAACGCAAACAGAAACACACAAUCUCUCACGACGCAGACCCUAUUCACACAAAUAAAAAUGAAUGCACUAGCCCACAAGAUAGAACUAAAGCCUAUACUGCCAAGCACUUGAUGCACUGUCAAUCUCCAUAUAGCACUGCCAAGCAAUGACACACUGUAAAAAUGCAUCUAAACGACAUAUGUUUUGUGGGUGUGAGCUAAUGCAGUAGUUUAGACUUACAACGUGUAGUUGCGACACUUUAAAUACUCAGACGGGAGAACUGAAACCGCUCGCCGAACCACACAAAUUACAGAUCAAGCUGAAAUAAGCUGAUGUGAUCCUGAAGGACAUGAGUCAUCAUUAUGAAGACAGUAGCUGAUGGUAAAGUAUCCUAACACAACUACAGCAGGACUUUAUUACUGCAUUCACAGAACUGAACCGACCUGGUGUUUUAAGUGUACUUGUCCUGAAAUGAGACUCCCGUGUUUCAUUUUUGUGAGCGUUUUAUAUGACAAAAGCAGAACAUGGACAAUUAAUAGUUCAAGUGCAUUAAUCGUGGGGUGGUUGUUAGUGAAAAGAUUAGAUUGUGAGACAGACAAUUAUAAAACUGCCAUUUGAAUUGGUUGAUCAAUUUUGAAGAUUACAUUUCUAAAAAGCACUGAUCAAGUCGGUGCUUCGUGCAAACUCAGUGCUUUACCUUUUGUGCGAGUUCUCAUUUUAUGUUAUUAAGUUGAAUCAGUCAACCCGGAGGUCAGACAUUGAAUCAAAACUUUCUGCAACAGCAAUUAUACCGAUAAAUGUUUAUUCUUUUACUUGAUGAAUCUGUAUCUGUAGUAUCUCUUAUUUGCUUUCAUUCUCUGAAGAAAAAAAAAAGUUGUGCUUAGAAUUACUGAGAUAUUGCUUUUAAUAACAUUUGUGUUUUAAUUGACUUUUAAAAAAUCCUGUAUCAUUAUGAGUUGACAUAAUUGAUAUUUUUUUCCGUGCAUGGUUCUGCCCAUGACCAUCCAAUGUCAGCAAGAUAACCUUACUUACUUACUUACUUACUUACUUGCCAUUCUUUUUAAAGCUUGCAGUCCCAAAACAGCUCACUGUUAACAUGAAUGUAUUCUGUGUAAAGAAAUACACUCAGAACACUCUCGCUUGCUCGAUCACUUAAACUGCCAUACAGACAGAGGAACAGACACACACACACACACACACACACACACACACACACGGCACCCACACAGAUGGAUACACACCUCAACAACCAAAGUGCUCUCUCUUAAAUGGACUUCAAUAAGAGGCAGGGAACGCUGCUGUCACUGGGGACAUAAGAUAGCUGGAGGCGUUGCAGAUAUCUUGACAAUAUUUCUGAGGGAAUAACUGUGAACAUCUGGGCAUGGACUUUUUACACUGCUACACAUGGACUGCUCUAAGACAAAUGAAGGUGGACUACGGAUGAACACAAGGGAACACAAAUAUACCUUACAAAGGAUAAAUGGCCAUGAAGGAACAGCUGUUCAUGAAAUAAAUAAAACACAGCCAGAUUAAGAUUUAUCUGAGAGGAGUUAUAAAGGUGUGAUGGAAACAGGCAAGAGGCAAGCCAACUCUUGCAUUGGAGACAAUAUUGAAAACUAUCUUAUAGCGACACGCUGUGGCCGGAAUACUGAAUUACAUACGCUUGGAAAAUUGUACAGUAUGCUGUUAACGAAAUCUAGCUUUGUAUUGCUUAGUCUUUUCUACCAUUAUGAUUAAACGCAGUUAUAGCUGAUAUCUUACAUUAUUAAACUAUAGUAUUCUUCUCAUUCGUCAUGACAUUUAUGAUAUAUGUAUUAUCAUACGUUAAAUAAUUAUGAAUAAGGGAAGUGCCGUUUGAGGUUGAAAUUAUUUUGUAAUUUUAUUUUAUCAGAGAGAAUUAAUAAAGUAUAUAUCUAUAACA
Mugil cephalus (flathead mullet) is the source of this 5678-nucleotide messenger RNA. RefSeq names its product potassium intermediate/small conductance calcium-activated channel, subfamily N, member 3 (gene kcnn3). The transcript has 10 exons. Bases 524 to 3040 code for a protein of 838 amino acids. Lineage: Eukaryota; Metazoa; Chordata; Actinopteri; Mugiliformes; Mugilidae. Gene Ontology annotation, molecular function: calmodulin binding; small conductance calcium-activated potassium channel activity. The record is from RefSeq and is a predicted model, not a curated record. Gene Ontology annotation, cellular component: neuron projection; neuronal cell body; plasma membrane. Gene Ontology annotation, biological process: potassium ion transmembrane transport.